CGCUCAUUGCAAUGUUUUCAAGAGUGUGACCAUAGACAAACCAUGCACCACCUCGCCUGCCAUCCAUGGAAACAUCAACGCUGUCAAAAUACAGAUUAUACACGUGGGGCGCAAACAGUUAUGGGCAGUUGGGACAGAGGGGCACAGAAGACUUGGCGGAACCACAACACGCUGAAUCGUCUCUCCUGAAGGAAGGCGUGAGUUGUAUCACCGGUGGUGGUGGACACUCAGUGCUUAUAACGGGUUCCGGUUCGCUGCUGGUUUGCGGACAGAACCACAAAGGACAGCUCGGCCUGGGUCACACCACGGAGGUGUUGACCUUUGUUUCUGUCUCUUUUCCCAGCCCCGUUCAGCAGGUGUGCUGUGGAUGGGAUUUCACCCUCUUUCUCACUGGCAGUGGGCAGGUGUUGUCGUGUGGCUCCAAUGCAUUUGGCCAGCUGGGAGUGCCACUGCAGGUGCCCUAUUCCGCCCAGCCUCUUCCAGUCCAGUCUCUGCAUGAGCCAGUCAUCAGUGUAGCUGCUGGACUCAGACACGCUCUGGCUGUGACACGUAGUGGUGGAGUUUAUCAGUGGGGUACAGGUUUGUACAAUCAGGCCAAACGAUGCAGACGUGACUCUGUGGUACCGUCUUACCUGUCUUCCAAAGAGCCUUGUAUUGUUCCAGGUCUGAAUCAUGUGACCACUGUAAAAGUAGCUGCAGGCUCCGCCCAUUCUGUGUGUGUGACUGCUAGGGGAGAUGUAUUCCUGUGGGGCAGUAAUAAGUAUGGACAGCUGGGACAUGCUGACUCAUUCCUGCCUCUCCCCGUGGCUUUAGACCGCUCUCUGUUCGACGGAGAGAGUGUUAUUCACAUACACAGCGGUUGGACACAUCUCAUAGCCUCAACAGAGAGUGGGCGUGUCUUCACCUGGGGAAGAGUCAAUUAUGGACAGCUUGGAAGGCAGGUGCCAGCCAAUGGCAGCACAGAACUGGGACCAGAUGCAUCUCAGACAGAAAGCUCACCGAUGCCACACUGUGUUCCCACGGAGAUCCCUGAUCUCACUGGAGCGUCAAAGAUUGCCUGUGGAUCUGAGCACAGCCUGGCCAUUGUAGGGGAUCGUCUGUUCUCCUGGGGAUGGAACGAGCAUGGAAUGUGUGGAGACGGAUCCCUUUGUGAUGUCAUGCGCCCACGGCCAAUCCCUGCGCUCAGAGGUGCCAGGCCUGUGCUGAUUGGCUGUGGAGCAGGGCAUUCCAUGGCACUGUGUUGUAUGAAGGACGGUGAAGACUGUGCUGCGGCUCUAGCUGAAGGUGAAAUCGUUUAAGGCGCUGCUGCCCUUGCUGCAAACGCACAAGCUGUCUCAAGAAAAUGUGUGACUUAUCAGAGUCCUUACCCUUCCACAUACUCACACACACACACACACACACACACACACACACCCCUUAUGGCUUUGCAUUGAAAUUUCAGUAAACAAGAGGAACAGAGCCCUAAUUUUGUAAUAAUCUCAUCAGAAAUGAUUAUGUACACACUAUGCAUUAUGUUUCUGUACUGUGGGGUUUGGCUCUACAGUCCUGUCCCAGCGGAGCACAGCGCUACGGAUGAGUGCAUGGAGCUGGAGUGCAUUUGGAGCACUCUGACACUGGCGCAUUUUAACCCUGGCGCAUUAGCUAGAUCAUUACAGCAUCACCCGUGCCCCUUCUGCGGAUGUGCUCCCAUCAUGGUGUGGUUUUAUGGCUUGGAGCUUGACAGACCCCAUUGGCUCUGUCUUACCGAGGGGACUGAUGUCUAGACUCUUGACUCAUGACUAUAAGAUAAGCUCUUGCAUUAUCAUAUCACUCUACUAAAUGGACAUGUAUAUUAUGGAAUGAAAAUAAAUUGGGGUGUCAUGUAAAA
Clupea harengus (Atlantic herring) is the source of this 1867-nucleotide messenger RNA. RefSeq names its product secretion regulating guanine nucleotide exchange factor (gene sergef). The record is from RefSeq and is a predicted model, not a curated record. NCBI's taxonomy places the organism in Eukaryota, Metazoa, Chordata, Actinopteri, Clupeiformes, Clupeidae.